This is a messenger RNA of Porites evermanni, 1653 nucleotides long. The record is from the annotation of a GenBank genome assembly. NCBI's taxonomy places the organism in Eukaryota, Metazoa, Cnidaria, Anthozoa, Scleractinia, Poritidae.
AUGGACCUCAUUGGAAAGGUUGUUUUGGAAGCAGCUGUGGAAGCCGUUGUUAAGAAAGGUGUCUCUGCCGCAGUUCGAGGAGCGACAAAAUCUCGAGCAAAUAUUCCAACUGCGGAUAUUCAAAGAGCCAUCGGGGUCAUCGACAAUAAUCUUGACGAUAUUAAAUCAAGACUGGAUGGAAUUGCAAUGAAAGACCUUCUAGCAAGUGCAAGCUUCUUCAAUGAAGGCUUGCUGCAUUUGGACAGAGUAUUUGAUAAGUUUCAUUUGUCUGAUUUUCAGACAAUUACAGCAAAAACGGAAGUGAAAACGGAAGGUGGAAAACUAAAGGUUGACUUUCCAUCAACAACAGCGUGGAAAGCAGUGUUGUUUCUUGCUAAAGGACUUCACGAGUUGGAUGAAUCGACUAAAAGAGCAUUAUGUGAUGCCAAAGAGAGAUUCAAAGAUGCCCGCAGGAAAGCUACCAAAGCAUUCUGCAACGAGGCUCUGGAAACAAGUCAACGCAUGUUAGCCAUGAAAUAUCGUGUUAUUGCGACCAUACUAGAGAAAAUUGAAUAUCCUGGAGAAGCGAUACCCCUGUGCAAAUUAUGCCUCGAAGAGCUUCACUCUGAUCCAGUCGUCCAGCAAAGUUUCAUGAUCACGAAACAGAACCAAACAAUUCAAAAGGAAGUCCGUGAGUUAAAUAGCCUCGUCUGUGACGUCACACAAAUGGUUAGUGGAGGCGGAGCACUUCUUGCAUGGCCUUGUAUUAUGACAGGAGGCGGAAAAAUCGAUCCUGUACACGAGCGAACGCUCAGAGAACAUUGUUGUCACACAUGGUCGUUUGGGCAGAGUGCGAAUGAUGACCAUAGGCUAAAGUUUGCGUGGAGCAUUUCUUCUAAUUCCCGCGGAGAAUUUAUUGUUGGGGAUAGCGUAGAUCGCAACAUUAAAGUGUUCGAUGACCACGGAAUGUUUCUGUAUUGCCUCCAUCCUUUCGCUUUUGAAGAGCAAUCUGAGUAUGAAAGAGAAAUAUGGAACAUUGCUUGUGACCAGCAAGACAAUAUCUACGUGCUGACAUUGAAUAGAAAUCAGGAUGGUCGUGCUGAUGUGAGCGUAGUGUAUGUGUUCAACGAGCAGGCUCAUUUGAUUCAAAAGUUCACUCUGAGGGAGGGUUUUAGAGGAUACGCGCUGACAGUGGACGACUUCAAUCGAAUUUUUGUAAGUGGUGGAAGCUUUUCAGUUUGCUUCAAUGAUACGGUGGAAGUGUACGAGGGCGAUGGAAUGUUCAUUCAAAGCUUCGGAAAGGAGACGUUGAAUAACGCACAAGAUAUUACGGCAACUUACGAUGGUCAUUCGUUAGUUCUGGACACUGAUAAAGACUCCACAUGUCUUCGCGUGUUCAGUGCACAGGGUCACCAACUUACUAGGUUUUCAGUUGCAGGAUCGAUGCCUGACACUGGUGCGGCUGUGGAUUUUCACCGCCCGAGUGAAACAGUUCUUGUUGCUACAAUGCAGUCCGAAAACCAUCUGGAAGUGUCUAUGUACUCCAAAGACUUUAAGUUUUUGCGUGUCAUUCAAUUUAGACCCCAGGGAGAUAGCAGCUUUAUAACAGGGGUUACUGCGACAGUGAAGGGAAGCAUUGCUGUACCCUGCAAAAGCACAGUACUCUAUGCUUGA